This is a messenger RNA of Cyprinodon variegatus (sheepshead minnow), 1393 nucleotides long. RefSeq names its product mitotic-spindle organizing protein 2-like (gene mzt2b). Gene Ontology annotation, cellular component: centrosome; spindle. Bases 128 to 751 code for a protein of 207 amino acids. The transcript is spliced from 5 exons. Lineage: Eukaryota; Metazoa; Chordata; Actinopteri; Cyprinodontiformes; Cyprinodontidae. The record is from RefSeq and is a predicted model, not a curated record.
CGUAUUUCUCGCGCGCCGCGUCUUGUUUUACCAACAUUAUUGUUUAUGUUGUGCUGAGCGCUACUACUCUAUUAGUGACAGAAAUAACCCUGUUAAUUGAAUCGGUGUGGUUUGGUUUUCUUUAGUGAUGUCUCAGCAGGCCCCGCAGACGGGCCCCGCGGCCCCUGACUCCCCCGUGCUGGUCGUCACGAGCAACGUGCAGAAAUAUGCCAUGAAGAAGAAGAAGGUCCUGAAUGCGGAGGAAAGUGAACUGUUUGAAUUGACUCAAGCUGCAGGGAUCACUGUGGACCAGGAAGUCUUUAAGAUUAUUGUGGACCUGUUGAAGAUGAACGUGGCCCCUCAGGCAGUUUUCCAGACCCUGAAGGCGAUGUGUGCAGGCCAGAGAGUGGCUGAGAGCUGUGGAGACCCCUCAGCCUCAGCUGCCCACACAACCAGCAUGACCACAGCACCCACAGAGGUCAAAGAUGAAGAACCUUUGGUCUCUGGGAAAAGCCCCAAGCCUGCCGCCGCUCACCAUUCAGCGUCGGCCCCCAGAUCCGCAAGGGUCAACACUAAAAUUGUGGUCUACGGCCCCCAAGACGCUAGCUCUCCGCACUCUCAAGCAGUGCGCACUAAAGCUGGAGCCGGCCAGAGUGAGAAGAGUCGAGAGCCCUCCAGCCAGAAGGUGCAGCGGCAGCCAAGCGCCACCAGGGGGCAGAAGACUAAGAGCUCUGGCAGCAGUAGUUCUUCCUCACAGAUAAACUCCUCCUGAGUGUCAUCUGUGUGGGACCUUUUGUAAAUAUGUAGGUUUGGUUUCGUAUAAAUAAUCUUUUAAAAUGCCAGAGUGACAGUUUUACUUCAAAAAUGCAUUUCUUUUUAUUCAUUUAAGUGUUUUUUUUCUCAUUUGUUUGUAAAUGUUAUGAGAAUAUUUUUGAGAGAAGUGUUUGUGAAGAGAUGAUAUAAAGUGACUGGAAAAUCUGUAAACCCAAGUCAUCUUAAUAUGCCUUUACAAAAAAAUCCAACACAACAUGUAUGCAAUGUGUCUUAUUUAAUUUCAUACUUUAAUCCAUCUGAAGUGAGGAGCAAAUUAACUGGAAAAAUCCACCCAUGCAAAAUAAUCGACUGCACUGCAAAGAUGUUUCAAAACAUGUUUACAUGAUAUAGCAACACAUUCCUCUGCUUGCAGAUUUCUUUAGUGAUUUUAGCGUAAGGUUUGUCCAAUGGAUUACUCUGUCUUGUUCUGAAAAAAAAAAUAAAAAAUUCUAUCAGUAUUGCAUAUAAAUGGAACAUGAGCUGCAAUGUUUAUGGACUGAGGUGACAAAAAAAGCUUAAAUCUGAAUAUUUUCUAUUUAAAAACCCAAAUGCAUUAAUGCAUUCAUGUUUUUAUACCAGUGAACUCAAAUAAAAGCUCUGA